AUGCAGAUUGCAGGUUGCCAAAGCCUAUCCCCAGGUGGAGUCGGGCAAAUGCACACACAAAUAUGUCGCAGAGUCAAUGUGAGUAGGAUGAGCCAUAAAGAAACCCACGUUAUGCGGUGGAACAAUAUUAAAAUAAUAGAAGCAUCUAGAGGUUUCGUAAGAGGUUUUUUUUUAGUGGAACUCUUUUUUGGCGUUCCGUCGUCGUCAAUAGGAAUCUUGCCCCGUGACAAGCUUAAGGCUAAGUCUGAAAGAGACUAA
This is a messenger RNA of Macrosiphum euphorbiae (potato aphid), 258 nucleotides long. The record is from the annotation of a GenBank genome assembly. Lineage: Eukaryota; Metazoa; Arthropoda; Insecta; Hemiptera; Aphididae.